AUGAAUCUGGCAGACAUCUUGAACCAUCUCAUCCUGAUUCGAAACCUCAUCACGGUCGCGCUACUUAUUCCCGUUUGUUGCUCGGUACCCACCAACUACAGUAUAUUCUUCCUGAGUGUCGAGUCCUCUGGUGAUCCUAAUCCAAUGCGCUACGGUCUAUUCGGGUCAUCCAAUAGCUCCCAGGUUCAGGUUGGAUAUGAUUUUUCUAGUCCGGAGCUGGAUUUCGAUUUAAGGUCGAUUAAUACUGGGUUUAUCCAUAGCUUGACCGUCGCACUGAUCUUGUAUCCCAUCGCUACUGCCCUUCUCGGAGUCGCAAUCACGUUCUCUCUGUUCAACGUCCACAUUAAACUGCUCCUUCACACAAACUACAUUGCUCACCUCCUGCUAAUGAUCGCGUGGAUCUGCUCUAUGGUGCUCUUCGGCGCCACACGUUCAGCGUUCAUCUCGCAAGGCAUCGAUGCUGGAUGGGGAAAUGCAAAUUGGCUCGCAUUGACUGCGUGUAUCGUGGGUGCGGAUUAUAAGUCGUAUAUAGAAAUACCGACAGAGAUACUCAAGAGAGUAAAGUUGGAUGAUCAUGCAAUGAGUGUUUAG
This is a messenger RNA of Lentinula edodes (shiitake mushroom), 591 nucleotides long. RefSeq lists its product as uncharacterized. Gene Ontology annotation, cellular component: plasma membrane. Bases 1 to 591 code for a protein of 196 amino acids. The record is from RefSeq and is a predicted model, not a curated record. The transcript has 4 exons. Lineage: Eukaryota; Fungi; Basidiomycota; Agaricomycetes; Agaricales; Omphalotaceae.